This is a messenger RNA of Aspergillus fijiensis CBS 313.89, 1776 nucleotides long. Its product is annotated as DUF500-domain-containing protein. Gene Ontology annotation, molecular function: phosphatidylinositol binding. The transcript has 2 exons. The coding region runs from base 1 to 1776 and encodes 591 amino acids. Lineage: Eukaryota; Fungi; Ascomycota; Eurotiomycetes; Eurotiales; Aspergillaceae. The record is from RefSeq and is a predicted model, not a curated record.
AUGCCUUCGACUUUUUGGGAGCGAACAAAAGGGACGUCUAAGAAAGGAUUCGACAAGGCAUGGCACACCCUCGACAAACUGGGGGAUCCCGUAAAUCGACUCUCCAAUCGAGUCGGCGCAGAGGCCUUUUGGCCCAUGGCCAUUGACAAAGAGAGCGACAAGGCAGCGCGCAUCUUACGAAGCUUCUGCAAGGAUGGCUUUUACAGCGAGGAGGAUGCGGAUCGCCAGAGUACCGACAGCGCGGUCAACCCAACGACUGGCAAGAUCGACCGUCCCAAAGGCAAACAACGAGUCCUCAAGAAAAUCCCUUCAAGAGUCAUCCAGCAGGCCAAAGGCCUCGCCAUCUUCACCACCAUGCGCACCGGUCUCUGGCUAAGCGGCUCAGGCGGAAGCGGUGUUCUUCUGGCACGGAUACCUGAAACAGGCGAGUGGAGUCCUCCGUCGGGCAUCAUGCUGCAUACGGCGGGUAUUGGGUUCCUAGCCGGGGUCGAUAUAUAUGACUGUGUGGUCGUCAUCAAUACAUACGAAGCGCUAGAAGCAUUCAAGAAAGUUCGCUGCACCCUCGGUGGAGAAGUAAGCGCCUCUGCCGGUCCUGUUGGCAUGGGUGGUGUUUUGGAAUCCGAAGUCCACAAGCGACAAGCCCCGAUCUGGACCUACAUGAAAAGUCGGGGGUUGUAUGCAGGUGUUCAGGUUGACGGAACGAUCAUCAUCGAGCGAAGCGAUGAAAACGAGCGAUUCUACGGCGAGCGCAUAUCAGUGACGGAUAUCUUGGCUGGCAAGGCCAAGAACCCUCCUGCAUCAAUUCAAACACUGAUGCAAACCAUCAAGGCCGCCCAAGGAGAUGCUAAUGUGGAUGAAGCCCUCUUGCCACCUUCAGGGGAGGCUCCCGGUGAUGUCGAAGUUGGCCCUGCGAUCGGCUCCUUUGGUGUACCUGAUCCAGAGGAUCCCGACCCGUUUGGGGUCAAGGCGUUAGAAGCGGAAGGUCUUUUCAUUCGCGAGGCUGGUUCGCGCAGUAGACCGUCGCAGGAGGCAUUCGAGUUCAAACCCGCCCCAAGCAGUCCUAUUUAUGCCACAUUCCGCCGCAGUCUCGAUAGUUCACCCCGCAGCAGCUGGCGCGCGAGUGUGCAGAGCUAUGCCAGCAUGGAUCGAGGGACCCAGACGGAUGAUGGUCCGGCUACAGCGCCGCCUUCUGUCAGUCGCGCCUCUUCUCGAAGUUAUCGAGACCACGAGGAUACCGCCCAUUCCCCCGUUUCCAUUGAAGACUCAACAAUGCCUUCUGAACUUCGACGUUACUCACCCACGUUCACACGUGCCCGCCUGGUGACAAUUCCCAAGCGUGUCCCACCUGCGCUUCCACCUCGCAACCCUUCGCGUACUCCUGGUUCAAUCUCGACAUCGACCCCCACUUCGCCGACUUCACUCUCCCGCUCUCACAGUCGUCGCCGGUCGGUAGCGUCGAGCCCUGGACGCUCUGGAAUGAUUGGCCUCACCGAACUACCCCUGCACUCCCUGUCUGACGACUCGCUCAGUGACUCCUCGUCCAACGCAGCAGCAGAGUCGUACAGCAAGACAUCACCUGACCGGGAGGAUUUCCACUCCGUGUCCAGCUUCCACGACUCGGAUGCCGCUCUGGAAAAGGAAGCUAGCAUCAAGGAGAUUCAUGCGAGGUCUGACUUGCAGGUCAUUGCUGCCGACGACAAGGCCGAACUUGCAAAAACACUUGCUUCCGAUGCAGAUGUGAAGGGUGCAGCAGCGGCGUCUUCUCACCUUGCAUAA